UCCUUACGUCAGUUGCUUCUGGUGGUACGUGAUCGUCCGGUGGACGCUGCAGUCGGCAACCUGCACCCAUAUUAACUUAUAUCAUAAGCCUGAUUUCCAUCGCUCCUGUGUUAGAAUUCAUGUGCUUCCUCCGUCCUCUACAAACGUUUUCUUCGUAGUUUCUUCUUCCAGGUGGGGGUUUCAUCAUCAGUUAACGCAAGCUACGAUUUACAUAUUUUUCCACAACGUAUAAAAGAUUUACUUUUACACACUUCUAUUUAGGGGCCAAAUAUUAUUUCCAAGUCAUUAUGCUGUAAUGAAAUUAGUUCUUUAUCGAUUGUAAUAUUCAACGAAGUGUUAACCCAUCACUGCAGUACAAUGUGGAAUAAAGUUCAAUAAUUAGGUGGAUUUUCUUCGUUAGUUUCCAAGCGUCUUGUCGUCAGAAACAGAAAAAAGGCGUGAGCAACUGACCAUGGCCAGCGUCAGCAGACCGCGCCUCAGGACGACGCUGGUGCCCCUACUCGUGGUCUCCACCAUCACGUCGCUGGUGCAGAACAUCGCUGCUCUUGAAGCGGUCGGAGAUGUGACGCUGUCCCCCAGCAUCCGCAGUUUAGUGAACGCCCCAACUGAGGUGGUGGAGGGCGGCGACGCGUUGCUGACGUGCAUCGUGCGCAACAUCGGCGGUCACACCGUCUACUGGAGCAAGCUGCUCGAUGGCAAGCGUACCAUCCUCACUGUGGACAAAGUCCUUCUCUCCAGGGACAGCAGGCUUUCUGUCCUCCAUGAUGGUCCAGCCGUCGACUCUCCUAUUAUACGCGCCGGAGGAGACGUGUGGGUGUUGGCCAUCAAAGGCGUCACCACGAGUGAUUCAGGCGCCUACGUCUGUCAGGUCAACUCCAGCCCGCCUGUGCAAACUCUCUUCAGGCUCAAGGUGAUCACGAACAGCACCCUGUGGUCACGAACACAGCUGCGGUCAAACCACAACUACACGCGCUGCUGCCAAGACGCGGGCGUGUCUGACAAGUGCCUGGGCUACUGCAGCAUCCACACGCUGCUCGAGGGCGCCGUGGCUGCCAAGGAAGAGGAGUGUGAGCCACACCUCGCUGACGUCGUGCGAUGCAUGGCCGAUGAGCGUAACCACGUGCCCUGCUGCCAGCGUGAGAACGUUCCUGACAUUUGCCAGGAACUCUGCCGCGGCGAGUACACGGUGCAGGAUGACUUCGUGAAGUCGCACUUCUCCUGCUCGGAUUUCUUGCAGCCAACGCUCAUGUGCGUCUCUGAGGGCAUCGAACUCUUGCCACGUCCCCCGGUGGGCGCUGUGGUGCAGGUAAUGGGUCCUCGCAGCCUCAACAUCAGCUGGUCGCAUCCCCGCCUCGCGCCCUCUGCACCAGAAACCUACGUCAUCACCAUCACCCCCAUACGCAAGUUCGACCCUCCUGAAGACUUUACCGCUGCUAGGUCAAACAUGAACUCCUCCGCCAGCAACUUGGACCACAUCACCAUCAAGCGAUACGUCACUAGGGUGCCGGUGAACAUUACACACUUCGUGCAAAAGAUGCUGACACCGCUGACGUGGUACGAAAUCGAAGUGACGUCGGAGAACCGACACGGAGCAUCUCUACCGCCCUACACUCUACGCGCUCUCACGCGACCUGAGUUCGAACCUCCAAGGCGGCCUGUCGCUAACAUCAAAUUGCCCGACGUCAUGUCCUGCUGUGCCAGUAAAGGCAUCACACACGAGAGGUGCCUCACAAAUUUAUGCAACCCGCACAACGAUCGCAUCGCCGAACCUGACAUGAUCGUGUGCGCGCCGUGGGCUCAGGAAGCGUUCUCGUGUCUGGCGGGUGACUACGACCACAGCGACUGCUGCCGGCAGCGCGGCCUGCCAGACGUGUGUGUCGAGCUAUGUACCGGCAACGUCCAGAAAAUCGACUACAAGUAUUUCAGAUGUGUGGACUAUUUCUCCGACUACCGCGGUUGCCUGCUGAAGGGGUACGGAGUUCUGCCGUCUUCUCCGCGCAAUGUUCGUGUGAGCAACAUUUACACCACCAGCGCCCUCCUGUCCUGGUCUGCUCCUGUUAACAACAGCGACAGUGUCACGUCCUUCCACUCCUACUACAGACCCAUUGACCCUGACAGAUCCUGCCGAGGCGUUUGGAAUGAUGACAUCGGGGACACAACUUACAAAGGCGUGCUUUCCCCGCAUUCACCCUUCGUGCUGCAGAACUUGUGCCCGGACACCGAGUAUGAGAUCUACAUUCAGGCGUUCAACAGCCACGGUGCCAGCGAUCCCUCCAGCCGUAUAUUGUUCAAGACUCUUUCAGAGUCUGCCCUUGAAGACAGGAAGGCAGAGUACACCUAUGACUUGACAGGCUGCUGCCACAACGUCUUAGUCAGCCCUGGCUGCAUGCCAUUGUGUGACUACAACGCACGCAUGAGCCACGUACGCGCGCUAACGACAACGUGCGUGGCUGAGCUCAGCCGCGUGCUCAGAUGUCAGGUCGGUGGCCGCAACCACGGGCCGUGCUGCCAGAGACGAGGUGUGCCUGAGUCCUGCCAGAGCCUGUGUACCGGAACCUUCAUCCCUGACGAGGUUGUCCUCAGCAAAUGCAAUGCCUACAUCGGCAACAUCGUCAUGUGUCUCGAAGACGGCGUUGGCCUCAUCCCGGGCCCCGUAUCCUCGCUGCACAUCACGGCGGUGAAGGCAGAAGGCGUCACGUUUGUAUGGGAGCCGCCGUCGGAGGGCGCUAACGUCACCCACUACCAGGUCCACUACGAGAGCGUCGACCGAAAUUCUGGCUCUGUUGGACAGUUCGCAUUGAAUAAGACGGUGAACACGUCUGACACGGUUGCAGCCAUCAAAGAUUUGGACCCUAAACUCUUGUACAAGUUUUUCGUGGUGGCAUCUAACGAGAACGGCGUGUCGCUGCCAUCCUCAGUCCUGCACCUGAACGUCAGCAACUACCUGGAGCAGGUGGCCAAAGGGGAGCAGGAUCCCGGUAAUCCGGUGGCUGGAGUGCCUUCCGCACCUCACAGUCUGCGGAUGGAAAGCAAAACUGCCACGUCACUCACCAUCUUGUGGGAACCGCCUGAGCUUGCUCUGCCCAUUGAUAGGUUCCAAUACGUCGUUCACCACUCGAUGGUGAAGACUCCUAACGUCUCCGGCAGCGGUAACGACAAUGACGUCACAUCUCUCACAGAAGGUUUUUCAUACAACAUCACACGCACGAGCUCCACGGCCAUCAAGCUGGAAGACCUGAAGCCCAACACGCAAUACGUGAUUUACGUGACCGCCAUCAACGACAUGGGGGAAAGUCGGCCGUCAGAAACGCUGCUCGCUUGGACGGACCCUGCAUACCCUGCUUUUGUCGAGACACCCACGGUGCACCCAACCAGCCUGGUGGUUGAGGGGAGCAGCGUGACCGUCUUGUGCAUCGCCAUGGGGUCUCCUCCCCCUACUGUCUCCCUCUACAUCGCAGGCAUCCUACUGCACCAAGAUGUUACACGCCACAUGGUGACGGUUGUACACAACAUAACACGCAACAUGACCGACAUAUCCUGCUAUGCGGACAACGGCUACGGCACUCCCAUGCAGAGCUCCGUUACUAUCACCAUAUCACGGGCGCCCGAGGUGCUUACAUUACCCCAUGUCCCCAGGGGCGCCCGAGGUGCUCACAUUACCCCAUGUCCCCAGGGGCGCCCGAGGUGCUCACAUUACCCCAUGUCCCCAGGAGGUGAGGGAUGUGUCGUGGUAUGGGACCAUAACUACUGUGUUAACCUCAUCAAUGAUGAGAACAUGGCCAAGGGCCUCUUCACGAUGGAGGUGUUGAUCAAGAGCGUCAAUGAGAGCGACGCUGGGGACUUCUACUGCUUCGCUCGUAAUGCAUUCGGAACAGCACUACACACGAUCAAGGUGGUUAUAUCGCCGCCUCUGAACCUGCCCCCGGAAAUAUCUGAGUGUUGUCGGGCCAGCAACAUGAGCGACGCGUGUCUCGACGCCUGCGAUUUCGACGAGAUCAGCUUCGACAAAGUCCUUAACCGCGAUCAGUGCAUCCCUGAGUUCGACAAGCUCAUCCGCUGCGCUGCUGAUGGAUCGGACCACAGGUCGUGCUGCAGCCAGCGCGGUGUGCCGGAGACCUGCCUGGACUGGUGCAGACAAGAGCCUGUGCGCGACAACAGAGCUUGUCUGCUGCAGUGGGCACCCGCCAUCUUUACCUGUUUCGAUGAGGGCAAAGACAUGUUGCCGGGACCGCCCUUGAAUGUGCGCAUUUCAAGCGUUUCUGACCUGAGCGCAUUCGUAGAGUGGGACGUGCCUGAGAAGAACCCUGACAGAGUUGAGCUCUACAGGGUGUUUUGGCGGGUGCUAGGCCAGCGUGUGGCCCAGAAACAGGACACAUCAGGCACGGGGCUCGAGGUGACAGGGAUGAGGCCAGGCCUCACUUACGAACUGGCGGUGAAGGCAGGCAACCACAAGGGCACCAGUGUCCUCACCCCCACCAUCGUAUACAGGCACGGCGCCUCCUACGUGUCCUCGGCCAGCACCCAUGACGCUACAGGCGUUGGUGUGGCGUUAGGCAUCGCGGUGGCGGUGUUGACGCUGCUGCUGGUGGUGGUGGGGGCGGUGUGGUGGAUGUGGCGUAGGAGGAACCUCCUCAGGGGCAAGAUCACCAGCUCCGCGUCCCAGAUGGGCAUCGCCUUCGAGAACCCGUCCUACAUCAAGGAACAGAACGGCGACACUGUGCAGAUUGCGGAGACGCCAAACGGAAGUCUGAACGGAACCAUUGCGUCUGAACUAAACCGUAGCAGCAACGGCAGCAGCAAUCACGCCCCAGUUAACGGGACCAGCACGAUUGGUCUUAACGGUGGCAUCACCUCUGGUGGGGGUGUGUGGAGCACCCAUCAAGAGCCUGCUGUUAAUCCUAACACGCCAGGCUUCGAAGAAGAUCUCAAAAACAACAGAAAAUACUCUAGAUUUAACAGCUAGUAGAUCGCCAAUUAAUCAUGAGGUGAAAAGUUGAAGCAUAGAAGAUGACGUUCUAAUAAUGCAUUGUAUAUUAAUUAUAUACGAAUGUGAUUUUUAAAAUAAUUCAUUAUUCGUACUAAAAGAAUUGUUAAAGGUAAUGAAAAAUAGUUAGUGACUAAACGUGUUUCUUUCGACGUUGGUCCCUAAUACCGAAUACACUUGUAAUAAAUAAACUAAUAACUUAAGUGAUAAACUGUGCUAGCGUCAACGUGAACUACGAGUCUUGGUGUUCUACAAAAGCGAUACGCAGCUAUUUUGCAGUGAGUGUAAUACAAUACAGUGCCCGUAUGGACGCCCAGAUUGAAACGCUCGCCACUGUGCAAGGAGCACCAAAAGGGAGAUAAAAAACUCUUUUGGCCAUAAAUUUCGCUCUCCAACUAACCCUGGAGCCAACUAACCCUGGGUUUGCCAAUCCAUGUAAACUAUAUACUGACUUCAGCAGUGGCUGCGUACUUGCCGCGAGCUAUGGGUUUAAACCCCUGACUUAAGGCUACUACACCCCGGUGCAUGCAUACGCAUGGGAUGGAACCAAAAAGUGAUGGUGGUAUUAGGCUAUGCUGGCCAGUAACACGCAUCACGAAUAAAACGAGCAGCAUAAAUGCCUUUACCGAUUAUAAAAUGAUACCUUACACAAUAAGGGUAACGGAAAUUAUGCUCAUGAAAAAAACAGUAAAUAAACCACAACAAGACGUUUCCUUAAAAAAACAUGCCUCGGUGCUCCAUUAGUGAUGUAUUUUGCAUUAGAGCACUUUCGUUCAUCAUCAAACUUCUACGGUCUUCACAUGCGAAGAAAGCGGAUACUAAGUAACGGGUAGCUUCCAUCCCUUCUUCGUUGGUAGAGAAAAUUAUAUAAUUAAAUAGCAUUUCACUGCAUUGAAGAAAGACGUUUUCCUAUCGACCUUUCAAGAUGAUAAAAAACUAUCAUAAGGUGAAGAAUAACACAUGAACUAUAUAAAAAUGGAAGCAAAUUCUAGGCGUAUAUAAUGGCUAGGUGUAGCUCUGUUAAAUGUGAUAUUUUUAUAGAACUCGUCUGGUAAAUAUGUGUAGUCGUUGUAAUUCCAUUAAAGUGAGAGAUGAAAUUGACAGGACAUCGGAAUAAUUCCUGGCAGCACUUAAUUUUAAGAACAUCUUUCUUUAUAUGCCUGGGCAUAUAUAUCCUGCUGAGGCUACCGUUCAUAUUAACGAUAUUUAUAAUUACAUUCAUAUUACCGUCUUGUUAAUCAUUUGGUUGUCGUUCAAACUGUUAUUUACUUAGUCUCAACUUUAUUUAGGAACGCAUAUAAACAGGUCAGCGUAUACUUUAAAAAAAUUUACUUUCCCCGUUAUUGCUGUGGAAUACUGUCGCCCAUACCGAAAUAGCUAGGCCUUGUGUGAUUUAAUUCAGAGUGAGUGUGCGUUUGCAAGAGCUCUGUUUUUAUUUCAAUAUUAAACCAUAUGUUUUAUUAUUAUCCCGUGCAAUUGAAGCGAAUUGAAACAGUUUCACUGAGGACUUUCAUGCAUUUUUUUCAUACAAUUUAGUGAUGAUGCAUAGAGGGUUAGCCAUUUCUCGGGCACACAUCGGAAUACGAAUGAAUUCAGAAAUGUGAUGCUAGUUCUUAGAGUUUCGCCAUUUCUAAGGUGUGUAUUAGAGUCGCUAAUCGUAAUUGAUAAAUUCAUUAUUAUGAAAAAAAAAUUGGUCUGUAAAAUGGUCAUAAUAUUGGAAAUUCUGUAAAAUUGGUUGUGUAAAUAUACACGGAAGCAAUGUUACUGUUAUAUAAUGUAAUUUUUUAAGUUAAUGGUUUCACCCUAAGGAAUAAUGUUACUUCCAUGUUUGAAAAAAAUGUAUUUUGAAAAGCUUACUAUUUUUGUGUUGGGCGCACUAAAUUUUUAUUAGAGAACUUCUCCCUACUUCCCUACCAAGAGUAGGAAGUAGAGAGACUUUAGGGCUGAGAUUCCAAGCUACUGUAUUUGAUCACCUGCCAUCGGAUGGUUUACGUAUUUAUAAAUUCUAAGAGAAAUCAGUCGAGAAAUAAUGUAAUGAAUGUUUUAUUACCACUUGAAGGGUAUGGUAUGAUGCACAGAAACUCUUCGUCAAUUCUUAUAGAAAAUCGUUCGACGGCUUAACAGAUUAUUAAUUUAAUGCUCAUAUAAACAGUAGUCACAUAAAAUCUUGACAGGAAAAUUUCUUUGGGAAAUCAGCAGUUGCGGCUCAAAAAUGCAAACUUUUACUUAACAAGAUGAAAGUAAUUCAAAUUAAAUAAUGCGUCGUGCAGUAGUAACUCCUUUGAAACGUAGCUCACCGGCUGAUGGGUCAACGGUCUGUUUAAGGUAAUGAAUUUGAACGUAGAUGUUUAUUCUUGAUAAUUAUUUUGCUUGUAUGUCGUGGGGAGAAUUGAAUGCUGCUGAACUGGGGCAUUUGAAUAUAAUGAGGCUGGUACAUUUUGUUAUUCUAAGAUAAUCAAUAUACCGAAGAUGUAAUAUUUUUAAAGGUUUGAAGUCAUCUUAAAAUUCAUCCCACGCAUUCUAAGAGAAAAUCCCCAUAAUCGAAUUUUUUGUACAUAACCACUGAUUAAGAUUGUGUUGUGACUGAAUUACACUUCAAAUUGGGACCUGAAAUGUUGGAGUAAGAAUUAUGCAUUUGUAAGUGAAAAUUGUAUUCGUGUUUUCACUAAAAAUGUUCAUGUGAAGCAAAUCUGCGCACAUAGAAUUUUGGAAAGACUGACAGCUAACUCGAGGUUGUAUGUCGGUAUUACAGUUAGGUCGUUUGUUCGCAGUGAUAUUCAAAUCGAGCAUUGCUUCUUACGCAGCCGAAUUGUUUUAGUUCAAUUUUAUUUGAUAUAAUUUACAUUCCCUUAAUUGUGCUGUUGAUUUGCCUACACAAAUGUCAGACAAUUCCUAGUCUAGCUUUUUCGAGAAAAAUACCAGCAAUUUUAAUGUUCCAGGAGUUCAAUUAAGUUUACUGCGAGCGAGUUCAUAAGAUGCGCGCUGUAUGACUCCUCAAAGCAAGAUUUUUUACCUCAAUUUUUCCGUGUCGUCUAGAGAAACUAAAACCAGGGAUUUCCUUGCAUCCAGUGUUCAGAAAAAUUAAUGUAACAAAUUGUCCAAAAGUGACAUUUUCUACAUUAACACUGAUACAUCCUUCUGCUGGGCAAAACUGAGUCUGGAUGGUCCAAACCAGGGCAAGAAGCGCAUCGCUAUGUGGAUAAAGCCUCUCAAUUUAUCUGAGUGAGAGCUCGAGUUUACAUUUCAUUUAUCGCGCUGAUUUUACUACCGCAGUGAGAGUCGGUGGCUGGAAAUUCUACAAUGCAGCUUUGAACUUUCGGUCUGCACCUCCUGAUCAUUUUGUUUAUCCUCACAACAGCAUUACACUCGUAUGAAAUACAGAGGAACAUUUCG
Messenger RNA from Hyalella azteca, 8377 nucleotides. RefSeq names its product Ig-like and fibronectin type-III domain-containing protein 1. The coding region runs from base 452 to 4963 and encodes 1503 amino acids. Lineage: Eukaryota; Metazoa; Arthropoda; Malacostraca; Amphipoda; Hyalellidae. Gene Ontology annotation, molecular function: protein binding. The transcript is spliced from 28 exons. The record is from RefSeq and is a predicted model, not a curated record.